Acanthochromis polyacanthus (spiny chromis) is the source of this 3673-nucleotide messenger RNA. RefSeq names its product ubiquitin-conjugating enzyme E2 R2-like. The transcript is spliced from 5 exons. The record is from RefSeq and is a predicted model, not a curated record. Gene Ontology annotation, biological process: protein polyubiquitination; ubiquitin-dependent protein catabolic process. The coding region runs from base 319 to 1044 and encodes 241 amino acids. Gene Ontology annotation, molecular function: ubiquitin conjugating enzyme activity. Lineage: Eukaryota; Metazoa; Chordata; Actinopteri; Pomacentridae.
CCCGCGCGCCUCGACAGCAGCAGGUCGCGGUGGUCGUUAAUAACCGGGAUUGUUCAGAACAACGGAGGAAGACGGGUCAGCUCCUACCGUACGUAGCCGGGUGGCGUUUUUUAUUUUAAAGCCCGUUUUCUUUUUUUGUCUGUGGAAGCAAACGAACCGAACACGAAGCCAACGUUCGUGCUGCGACGGGCUUCUGUGUGUGUUUUUUUUGUUCCGGGCUGGUAGCUGCUGUUUUUACGCCGAGCUAGCUUCGUCCUUCGUCAGUCGCAGCUCCUCUGGUGGGUCCGCUGAAGGUAUUUAUUCAAACCGCUGUGGAAUAUGGCUCAGCAUGGACAUCAUGUAGCCAGUUCCCAAAAAGCGCUGAUGUUGGAGAUGAAAAGUCUCCAGGACGAGCCGGUGGAAGGCUUCAAGAUAACUUUGGUGGACGAGUCGGACAUGUACAACUGGGAAGUAGCGAUAUUCGGACCCCCAAACACACACUACGAGGGUGGUUAUUUUAAGGCUCGGAUCAAGUUUCCUGUCGACUACCCAUACUCUCCACCUGCUUUCCGCUUCCUCACCAAAAUGUGGCACCCCAACAUCUAUGAGAACGGGGAUGUAUGUAUUUCUAUCCUGCACCCACCAGUGGACGACCCACAGAGCGGCGAGCUGCCUUCAGAGAGGUGGAACCCCACGCAGAACGUCAGGACCAUCCUGCUCAGCGUGAUCUCUCUGCUGAACGAACCCAACACAUUCUCCCCCGCCAACGUGGACGCGUCCGUCAUGUACCGCAAAUGGAGGGACAGCAAGGGCAAGGACAGAGAGUACAUCGAAAUUAUCAGGAAGCAGGUUCUGGCUACCAAAGCUGACGCGGAGCGGGACGGCGUUAAAGUUCCCGUCACGCUGGACGAGUACUGCGUCCGCACCCAAGUCCCGCCCACAGACGACGGCUCCAACCUCUUAUACGACGACUACUACGACGACGAGGAGCUGGAGGACGACGACGAGGACGACAAUGAAGACUGUUGCUAUGACGAGGACGACUCGGGCACAGAGGACUCCUGACCUCGCCUCCCUUCGACGUCCCCUCCCAACACCCACAACCAGUUCCCUCUCUCCCCCCUCACUCUCACACACGACGACGACUCCUGUCACGGACUGAACUUUAAUCCUCCAUCCUCACUUAGCAACUCCCUGACCACCUUCUGUCAAACGUGCAGUCACAGUAUGCACACUAAAACCUGAUGCAUUGACGAAAAGAAAUCUACAGAGUUGUUUUUUUGUUUUUCUUUUUCCAUUUCUUGUCUGAGUAGAGGUUACACACAUGAUGCACAAACACACAACAGCGUAACUUGAUGUAGUAGUUUCAACUUUAUCUGCUUUUCUGAACUGAUUGCUGAUAUUUAGUUUCCUGAGAAAGGUGGAUUUUCAGCUAAAGAUGGUUCAGCAGGCAGGAAUGUAACAUCAUGGGUCAGAUCAGAUUAAAGUAGAUGAGAGAGCGAUUUGCUAAGUAGGCUAAUUUAGGAAAAUUGGCGUACUGUGUGUGUUUUGAAAAAGCUGAGUCAUUUCCACCUCUGAGCCAUGUGUGUGACCUCCAGCUAGCAGGCUGUUUGAAGCCCUGCCGUGCUUCACCUCUGACCUUUUAAGCCCCAGGGCUUGUGCUGCUCCAAACAGGAAAGUUAUCCGUGUCGAAAAAAAGCCGUUCACACUCCCUUGUGCCUUCCCUCACUCCCCGAUAUCCCAGAUCUGAGUGACUCACGGGACCGAGCGGUCAAAGCAAACCCCCGGCCAGCCAGACAAAGAAAAAAGGUGGCAGAGGGAGAUAUUCAGGCGUCAGAGCAUUCCCACCUUCAACUCUCAGGUGGGGAAAACUGUGCUAAGGGCGCCCUCCUGAUGGAACAAGUUCCAGCUUAUUAAUAGCAGCACCUGUCACAUUUGUCUGGGGUGUGAGUGAGAAAGGUGAGACCCAAAAGCUGAACUAAAGAAUGGAAUGUAGAUCAGAACCCCACAGACGUCCUCUACCGACUGCCACGCAGCCUUCAAGCCUUCAUCGUACAAGCACGUGCUACUAGUGGCCUGGACGCAUUCAGAAACAGCUAGCUGAGCCCGCGGCUGCUCGUUAAAUCCAAUGUACUGUAUUUAAAAAAAAAAAAAAAAAAAAACCUAUGCAGUCAGUGCUUGAACUCCUUAAUAUGCAGUGCUUUAAACGUGGCAGUAAAGCUGAGCCUUGCAACAGUCUGACCUGAACUCCAGCUGGAGUUUCACGAGCCAGCUUCUGUGUCUGAGGGCUUCUAAGCGACUGUGUCCUUGCUUAGAGAUGGGCGACGUGUAGUUUUAUCCGUCUUUGUGUUCGUCGGCGGUUUGUGAUUGUAACUGAGUAGCACAAGUCUCCAGAGCAGCAGAGUUACACUAAACCUUCACAGAGCUCGCCCCCUGCUGGCGGCUCUGUGUACAGGCGUUUUCCUUUUUUUAUUUUCGUUUUCCUCACUGGGCUGCAGCCAUCUUGACCCACCUGAAUCAAUGAACCCUGGGAGAUCAGGUAGCAGCGUGAGUGAUUCAGAAGAAUGAAAGCGUCCUGAUGAAUAUGUAGACUGACAGGAGGGGGGUUAUUCUCAGUCCACAGCAUACUGUCAGAGGCCCUCUCCUAAACUGCCAGGAGUGCUCUGUUGCACACUCUAACGACACAUCGCCACCAUCCAACAGUAUUUCCGACGAAAUUCUCGCUGUAAUCAUGUUUCCGUUGUGUGUGAAUAUUCGCUGAUCGUUUUUAAGAUGUGCUGACAAAAAGUGUGACCGAAGAAGCGCAAAAGGAAAAAAAAAAAAACUAAACGGGGAAGGUACCGGGACAGGGUUUAUCUUUGAGCAUGAACAGGAGAAUGUGGUUCUUCACUAGCAUGCUGUUAUGAUGUGUUUGUGGUUUUAGAUCUGCUAUAAGGGUCAGGAUUAUGUCCAAGGAAAAAGGUCCUCUAACUCAAUUUUGUCUAAAACUGUUGCAUUGUGAAUGGGCUGAGGGUUUGUUAUCUUUCCGGGGGCGGGAUAGGGCGGGCUUCUUUUCUGUUUUGAUGUAACAUUUUUGUUUCCAAAUUGUGGUGUGAGCUGCAAUGUUUUCUAUCUUAUAUGUAUUAAGCGUAUUGAAGCGGUUGUUUUAAAAGGAAAAAAAACCCAGGGUUGUUCAGGGGAAGAAGGAAUAAAUGCUCCGACCGAUUACAAAAACAUUGUGCAGAACCAAAUUGACACGACACACCACCCAGUCCAUCAAUAAUUGGCUCAUGUCCAUUACAUGAUCCUCCCCCUCCUCUCUUUUAAUUUUUGAUGUUUGGAAGAAUGGGAUUUCUUUUUUUUUUUCCUGUUUGGGGUCAAACUGCUGUUUUAUCGUCUUUUUAUCUCCCCACUCGUCCCCCUCCACGGUUCUCUGAGCUCUGAUCGGUGGCAGCGUCACUGAGGGGGGAAAAACCCAGCAGUUGAGAAAACAACAAGAACCUCAGGAACAUAAAAACAACAACAACAAAACCACCAACUGACGGAGAGUCUCGCUUUUUUGGCUUCAAAGGACUGUUUACAAUCUCUACCUUGAUAAUAUGCACAUGUGGAUAUUUUGACGAUCACGUGAUGUUUUUUUUUUCUUGUUUAUAUUUUCUUUUUUUCUUAUGGUUUGUAAAUCUAUUUAAAAUCUGAAAUAAAGCUCUUUAUUAGA